UAGCUGCUAUUGAUUUCUCAAGUUCAUUACUCGAGGUAUCAUAGAUAUCGAGCUGCUGUAGCUACGACUAGCGGUUUGAGGAUGAAUUACAGCACAAUCGUAUUUGUUGGUCCUCACCGUGAUACUCUGGAAGAAUUUAAACAGACGUUGUUAAAUCUUCAUCCGGAGUGCAAUACCAGUGAUCCGAAAGUAUGUGUUAGCAAGGAGGUGCUGCAGGAAAAUUUGGAUUUUAGUCAAAGUUAUGUUAAAUGCUUUUUGGUCAUGCCGCGUGGUGACCGCACUUUGGUCUACAUUGAAAAUGACGAUUCUAGCAUGUAUAAGGAACUCGAUCACAUUUGCAAAGACGAAAAAGGAAAUUGGCAUCCAGAACGAGCUUUUAUUGUAUUCUAUCGAAACAAGGAUGUACGUGGCGUCUACUAUGAAGAUAGUGUGGAGUUAUUGUGGGAUUCUGGUUGUCAAAAAAGACUGGAAGAAUUCUCAUCAGUAAACCAGUUGAUCAGCUUUAAAGAAAAACUGAACCAUUUGCAAAAGAAAGCAAUUUAUAAAUUUCUAACUCGCAAGACAUCAGAAAGAUCACAAUCAAUGGAAGCACCAACAAGAAAGACACCUGUCAUCGUUCAACCACUACCAUCAACAGAAGAAACAACCGAGUGUCUAGUCUCUUUAGACAUCUUUCAUGCUACAAUCACAGCAAUCAUCAGAAAAAACAGCCGAGAAGACGCUUUUGGCUCCUGGAAACCGAUCAACAAACUUUGCUUUGGAAUGUUGUUCUCUGUGCUGUAUGUGUUCGAAAGGUUGUAUGCGUUCGAUAGGCUGUUGCAUUCGCAAGAUCUCUUGCCCGCCAUCAUAUAGCGUUGAAUGUACACGUCGAAGCAAUGUUUUGCCUCACAAUGAAUCAUAACAAGAUUUCAUUUCAAAGUGAAUUUUGUAGUGCUAGAGAAAAAACUACAAUAAUUUUGUUGGUUUGCUUUACGUUCUUUGGACUUGUGCAAAUAUAAUGGAAUUUUUGUUUUAUGUCUACGAUA
Messenger RNA from Corticium candelabrum, 1025 nucleotides. RefSeq lists its product as uncharacterized. NCBI's taxonomy places the organism in Eukaryota, Metazoa, Porifera, Homoscleromorpha, Homosclerophorida, Plakinidae. The record is from RefSeq and is a predicted model, not a curated record. The coding region runs from base 82 to 852 and encodes 256 amino acids. The transcript is spliced from 6 exons.